AUGGCGCCCCGAAAUACCCACCAAGCCAUGGAGCAGGUGGCAUACAAACACGAGCUUCCACAACAUCUCAGCAUGAUGAGCAUUCUGGGAAUGUCAUUUGCCAUCAUGGCCGUCCCCUUCGGUCUGUCCACGACUAUGUACAUCACGCUCACAACCGGCCAGUCUGUCAGCGUUCUCUGGGGAUGGGUCAUUGUGUCUAUCAUAUCGCUUUGUAUCGCCGCUUCUCUUGCGGAAAUAUGCGCCGUGUAUCCUACAGCUGGUGGAACCUACCAUUGGUCAUUUCUUCUCUGCACACCAAAAUACGCGCCGGCUGUGAGUUUCAUCGAUGGGUGGCUAGGUUUGGUUGGGAACUGGACGGUCUGCUUAUCCAUCACGUUUGCGGGUGCCCAGUUGGUCCUCAGCGCCAUCUCGAUUUUCAACGAGGACUUUGUUCCUAACCAAUGGCAAACCGUUCUUUGCUUCUGGGCAGUAAUGCUGGUUUCUGCGCUUGUCAACAUUUUCGGAUCUCGCUACCUUGAUUUGAUCAACAAAAUCUGUAUAUACUGGACGGCUUUGAGCGUUGUCAUCUUGAUGGUAACUCUCCUGGCCACCGCCGACGAGAAGCGUUCGGCUAGCUUUGUAUUCACUCAUUAUGAUGCAUCUGCCAGCGGCUGGCCCUCUGGAUGGGCCUUUUUUGUUGGAUUACUCCAGCCUGCGUAUACUUUGACCGGGUACGGAAUGGUGCCAUCGAUGUGCGACGAAGUUCAAAAUCCCGAACGCGAGGUCCCCAAAGCCAUCGUUCUCUCUGUGUUUGCUGCGGGUAUCACAGGUCUCCUCUAUCUCGUGCCGCUGCUAUUUGUCAUGCCGGAUAUCGAGAUGCUGCUGAACGUCGCGAACGGGCAGCCUAUCGGCCUUUUGUUCACAACUGUAACUCGCUCCAAAGCCGGAGGUUUCUGUCUCCUUUUCCUCAUCUUGGGAAUCCUCCUUUUCGCCGGCAUUGGGUCAUUGACGGCCGCUUCACGCUGUACCUACGCUUUUGCUCGCGACGGUGCUAUCCCGGGGUCUCAGAUAUGGAGCCGAGUUCAUAAGAAACUCGAGGUUCCCUUGAACUCUAUUCUGCUUUCCUCGGCCGUCAUCUGCUUGCUCGGGUGCAUUUAUUUUGGCAGUCUGUCCGCUUUCAAUAGCUUCACAGGUGUUGCCACCAUUUGCCUGUCUACCUCCUACUGCGUUCCAAUUAUAGUGAGCAUGGCAAGAGGAAGGGUAGCGGUCAAGGAUUCACUAUUUCCUUUGAAGGGAGCCGGUUAUAUGAUCAAUGGAGUUUCGGCAGUUUGGAUCUUCUUUGCGGUGGUUAUUUUCAGUAUGCCGGUAUCGUUGCCCGUUGAUGCCGAAACCAUGAACUAUGCCUCGGUGGUUUUUGCAGGUUUUGCCGCCAUCAGUGCCGUCUGGUAUGCGGUUCAUGGACGGAAGAACUUCACAGGGCCUUCUUUUGGUGACGAAACGUCGGAUGGGGUGACCCCGGAUAUGGGUACGGAGAUCAGCGGAAAGAAGGACAGUAUCUAG
Messenger RNA from Clonostachys rhizophaga, 1539 nucleotides. The record is from the annotation of a GenBank genome assembly. NCBI's taxonomy places the organism in Eukaryota, Fungi, Ascomycota, Sordariomycetes, Hypocreales, Bionectriaceae.